Apiotrichum porosum is the source of this 867-nucleotide messenger RNA. RefSeq lists its product as uncharacterized. Gene Ontology annotation, biological process: dephosphorylation. NCBI's taxonomy places the organism in Eukaryota, Fungi, Basidiomycota, Tremellomycetes, Trichosporonales, Trichosporonaceae. The coding region runs from base 1 to 867 and encodes 288 amino acids. Gene Ontology annotation, molecular function: phosphoprotein phosphatase activity. The transcript has 2 exons. The record is from RefSeq and is a predicted model, not a curated record.
AUGACAGCGACGUCCCACCCGCUCCCGCGCGACCAGCUCGAGGCCAUUUCCACGACGGACAUCAACGACGCGAUCCCGGCCGACGAGCUGGCCGCGGCGCUCGCGACGCCGCCGUUCAUCGUCUCGCCCUUACUCAACCUGCGUGACAUGGGCCACAUCCCGGGCUGCUCCAUCGCCCCGGGGCGUAUCUACCGCUGUGCCAAGCUCGGCGACGACGAGGCCACCAAGCAGUGGCUGUCGGCCAACGUGACCAAAGUGUUUGACCUGCGCGGCCGGCGUGAAGUCACCUCGGCGCCGGACCCGGCUGCGGACAAUGUGCAAAACGUCUGGCUCGCCACCGAGGGCGAGCACCGCAAGCUCGUCCUGGACGGGUUUGAGGAAGGUGACGGAUCGCCAGGAUGGAAGAAGCAGUACCUGUACAUUGCGGCCCAGUACCGCCCCACCUUCCGCGCCGUCCUGGAGCACCUGCACGACUCGCCCGACGACCCCAUCCUGUUCCACUGCACUGCCGGCCGCGACCGUACCGGUAUCCUCGCCGGCAUGCUCCACCACCUGGCGGGCACGGACGAGCCCGACGUGCUGUACGACUACAUGCUGUCGCGUAUCGGCCUCGAGCCCGGGCGCGACAUGCUGCACAAGGCCAUCAUCACGGCGUGGAACGUCUCCGACCCCAACAACGUCGCGUUUAAGAAUGUGGCCUCGAUCCGCCCCACGUUCUUCACGUCGUUUGUGGACGGCAUCAACGAAGUGUACGGCGGGUGGGACGGGUACUUCACCUCGCACCUGGGGUUCACCGAGACGCAGCUCGAGCGGAUCAGGAGUAACUUGCGUGGUGGCGGUGCGGUGGACACCGAGAGCAGGCUGUGA